AAUUUUUGAAAAGCCUUAGUGAUUAAUGUCAGCUCUCUGUAUUUUCAGAAGUGAAAUGAUGAAGUUCAUUUAAACAGUCUGCAAUUUUUUGUAUUUUUAUGAGCACUGAGCAUUCAAGUUAAUAAACUUUUUAAACUGUAUGCCCGCAACCGGUUGACUAUUUGUACAGCAUACUGUAUUUCUUUGAGAUAAGUUUCUUGACAUUAUUCUUUAUUUAAAUAUUAAUAAGUUUAGUUUUGGUUUCAAAUAUUAGUCAUUCAAAAUCAGUCUCUAAUUUUGAACAUUCAUUAAAAUGAUUCGAUAUUUUUCAAAGCCCAAACUUAUGUCACAAAUGUUGUGUUUCCCGGAAUCCAUUCCAAAGGAGAAAGCAGCGUUAUCUUCUUGUAAAAGUUUGAAACUAAUGCUUACUAAAGGAUUAAUCAAACAUGUUAGCCCGGGAACAUUUGUUCUCAUGCCUUUAGUUGUGCAAUCUGUUGAGAAACUAUGUUGUUUAAUAGAUUCAUUGAUGGCUAAAGCUGAUGGGCAGAAGGUGUUAUUUCCUUCUCUUAUUCCGAAAAAGUUAAUGAAAAUAUCUGGCAGAUGGAAUACUAUUGACUCAUUGUUUAAACUCACUGAUAGAUCAUCGAUUGAACAUUGUUUAGGGCCAACUCAUGAAGAAAUAGCCCAUCAUUUAUUAUCAAAAUAUUGUAUGUCCUAUAAAUCACUACCAUUAAAACUCUAUCAAAUUUCCUCAAAAUUCAGAGAUGAGAUGAACCCAAAAUUGGGUCUCUUAAGGGGGAGAGAAUUUUUAAUGAAGGACAUGUAUGCAUUUGAUUCGUCGGAAGAAACUUCGCAGUGCACUUAUGAACAAAUGUGUAAAUUGUAUAAUGAACUACUCAGUGAACAUUUAAACAUUGAACCUAUCAAAGUUCAAGCAUCUAGUGGGGACAUAGGAGGGAAAAAGUCACACGAGUUUCAUUUUAAGUCUGAAAUCGGUGAGGAUGAAAUUUUAUUUUGCCCCUCUUGCAAAACUGGAAUAAAUGUCGAAAUUGUGACUGAUAUUGGAGAUGGGAAGUGCAGCGAUUGUGAUAUGCCAUUGCAAAAGUGCAAUGCUCUUGAAGUUGGGCAUGCAUUUAUGUUGGGCACAACUUAUUCUGAACCUUUUCAAGUUAAGUUUGAUUCAUCUGAAAACCAAUCAGUUAAUUGUUUUGCCAGUUGCUAUGGACUCGGGGUUACUAGGAUACUCACUGCAUGCUUGGAAAAUCUUUCUACCAGUAGUGAUUUGCGGUGGCCUCUUUCUAUUGCGCCUUUUUAUUUAUCAAUAAUUUCUCCUAAGAAAAACAGUAAAGAAGAGCAUGCCAGGCCAUUUUCCAAUCAUAUUGCUGAUAGUUUAAAUAAUAUUGAUAGUUUAGCGGGGAAUAUUAUUAUUGAUGAUCGAACCAAUUUGACAAUUGGUAAACGUGUACAAGAGUGUUCUGAACUGGGAAUUCCUUAUAUUAUUGUUGUGGGCAAACACGCUCUGAAAGAUGUUCCAAAAUUUGAAAUUAUUGAUGUUUAUAGAAAUCAAACUAUUUUCUUAUCACAUAAAGAAACAAUGGAAAUGUUUAAGUACAACGUUUUAUUUUAAGUUAAUGUUUAAUUGUUUAUCCUAUGUACAUUCUUUUAUUUUAAAUUUUUGUGAUAUUGUUCUGGUUUAUUAAAUUACUGUAUUUAUUUAAUAAUUGUUAAAACUAUUCACUCUGUGAAGAAAUAUUCUUGUGCUUCUUAAAGCUUUUGAUAAUCUUUUUAUCACUUUCAGUAUGUUUCUUUGCUUUUUUUAUGUUUGUUAUAUAGUUAAAAGAUGCCUCUAACAGUCUGUAAAUUGCUUGGAAGUACCUAUAAUUUUAUAAUUGUGAAUUGUGUGUCACAAUUUGGCAACUUUUUACUCUUUGUUAAAAGUUUAAAAUAAUAAAUAAAGUAACCAGUAUUUUUAAUUUA
Molecule: messenger RNA, 1956 nt
Organism: Parasteatoda tepidariorum (common house spider)
Lineage: Eukaryota; Metazoa; Arthropoda; Arachnida; Araneae; Theridiidae
Gene: ProRS-m
Product: prolyl-tRNA synthetase 2-like protein, mitochondrial
Biological process (GO): prolyl-tRNA aminoacylation
Cellular component (GO): mitochondrion; cytoplasm
Molecular function (GO): proline-tRNA ligase activity; ATP binding
Source: RefSeq, a predicted model, not a curated record